AUGAUCAGCCCGCCGAUUCGUUUGGCUUCCGCCACGAUAGGUAGAGCGAGCUUUCGGAUGUUUUUGAGUGCCAGUGGAACACAGUGCCAGUGGAACUGUCGCUGGUCCACAACUGCCGCUUUCAAACAUCUCGAUAAGCUGAUCAUCGAAACACCCGACGAUGCAAUGGAGAUCGCCAGUCGUCUAUCUGCAACUGAACAGCUCAUGCUGAAAACAGCUAUCGAUGAUUGUCUAACAAGGAAGGAGAAGGAGAAAGUGGAAGAAUUGACGAAAGAACAAGUCAAAGGGAUUUUUCUAGUCAACUCGAUCCCGUUCAUAGGAUUUGGCCUUCUCGACAACAUGAUCAUGAUUCUUGCCGGAGAGUACAUUGAUCAGAAACUCGGAGCUGUUCUUGCGAUUUCGACUAUGGCAGCCGCUGCGCUUGGAAACCUGAUAUCGGAUAUCGCUGGGGUCGGUCUAGCUCAUUACGUUGAAGUCGCGGUCCAGCGUGUUGGAAUCAAACAUCCAGUUCUGACAGCUGCACAGGUCGACAGUGGAAGAGCAAGGUUCACAACCAAUGCAGCCCGAGCAGCUGGACUGACGAUCGGCUGUCUACUUGGAAUGUUUCCAUUGCUCUUUUUCAACGAUGACGACGGCGAAGAUAAGAAGAAGAAUAAAGAGACAAAAAUAGUAGCUGUAGAAUAG
Molecule: messenger RNA, 684 nt
Organism: Caenorhabditis briggsae
Lineage: Eukaryota; Metazoa; Nematoda; Chromadorea; Rhabditida; Rhabditidae
Gene: Cbr-tag-321
Product: Protein CBR-TAG-321
Exons: 2
Coding region: 1-684 (227 amino acids)
Cellular component (GO): mitochondrion
Source: RefSeq, a predicted model, not a curated record